UUGCAGUAUUUGCUUGGCUGUUCCUGUCUUUGAUAUUUGAGUUAUCAUCUCUUUAUUAAAUUCAUUUAAGCUUUAAAUUCUUAGUUAAACUGUGAUUUAACUUUAUAAGUUAAUUUUCGUCUUAUUCAUACAUUGUUUAAGCAUGUAUUACUUUGAUCCACGUGUGUUGAAAAUUUAAGAUAGUGAAACGGUUUAACCGAGAAAAUGAGAAUUAUUUAUAAAAGAAGAUAUAGAAAAAAUUGUUGGAACAAUGGAUAAAUUUUGAACGGUGUUUUAUCAAUAAAAUCUUUCUAAUUAACCAAAAACUAAAUUUUAUAUUAAAGUGAAUAAUUAAUUUAAAAGUCCACAAUUAAAAAGAUUUAAAAAAUUCGAAAUUUUGGUAGAAAAUGUUGGGACAUUAAAACAUACUUCAUGGCAUUAUGUGCUUAAGAAGAAGAAGACAAUCAUUUCUACGUUCUCCAAAAUAUCAGAGACGAUAUUAAUUUGGAAGAAUUAAUUAAUUAAUCUGAAAAAAUUAAUCAAAUUAAUUGCAGUUGAAUUUGAACAAAAAAUGGGGAGUGUUUUUUACUAUAGUCGCAGUCCAAAGUAUUGUACAAAUGAGUAAUGAAUUUAUCGAUAUCGGUAUCAAACGCUGUUGAUAUUUGAACAGCAGAAAGGAUUAAAGUGUAAAAUGUAUGGUGUUAUGAUAGAAGAGAACGAAUGACAUAAUAUGUAUUUGUAAUUCGUAUUAAUUACUGCAAAAAUUAAGGGUGCACACAUUUUACACAUGACGAACGAAAUUUUUGCACACUUCUACAUCCGUAUACUGAUGAUAUAAUUGUAUGAGUUACAAAAUCAUUAAUUUGAGAAAGCUUUGGAUAAAACGAUAACGCUAAAACUUUGGAUGUUCAAUGGUCAUUCUUUAUCUGUGCUUGCACUUUUCUUCUUCAUCAUCUUGGUACCAUCUCAGUUUUAAGUAUUUGACUUGUUAUAUUUUUGUAGAAAUUAGUUAUGAUAAAACUUUGUUUUAAGAGGUUCCGAUCGUACGUGAAUUCUGAUUUCAGGGAAAUGUAGAAAAUAAAAGAAGACAUUUCAUUUACUAAAAUAAUUUUUAUUAUCAAGAAUUUCUAAGAAUAUUGAGAUACAUUAUGGAAAAUGGAAUAAAAAUGAUUAGUUCUACGGAACUGCCUAAUUCGCGGGCAAAUAUUUCGAAUGAGGAGGAAUUACCGAUUGAUAUGCGUUUCAACGAAGGCCACAUUGUUAGUAUUGUCUUUUACAGUGUGUUAAUGAUAAUAUCUGCAAUCGGAAACACGACGGUGUUAGUAUUAAUUAUGUAUUGCAAAUGUAUAUCCAAAUCGAGGAUACACAUUAUGUUAAUGCAUCUUGCGAUCGCUGAUCUACUUGUAACUUUUUUAAUGAUGCCACUCGAAAUCGGUUGGGCGGUCACAGUCUCCUGGAAAGCAGGAGACGCGAUGUGCCGAAUAAUGGCUUUUUUUAGGAUGUUCGGUCUGUACUUAUCAUCUUUCAUUCUGGUAUGCAUAAGUAUUGACAGAUAUUAUGCAAUAAUAAGACCAUUGAAUUUGUGGGAUGUUAAUAGAAGAGGAAAAAUUAUGUUAUGCAUCGCUUGGAUGGGAUCUGUCGUGUGUUCAAUGCCUCAGAUGCUAGUAUUUCACCUGGAAACUCAUCCAAAUAUCACAUGGUAUUCACAGUGUGUCACGUUUAAUGCAUUUCCAACAUAUACUCACGAAAUAACUUAUUCUCUCUUUGGAAUGAUCAUGAUGUAUUGGUUUCCCCUUGUCGUAAUAAUAUACACCUACGUGAACAUUUUACUGGAAAUAUGCAGAAGAUCGAAAAAGAGCGAAGAUAAAAUUCGUCGUUCUUCUAUGGCUUUUCUUACACGAGCGAAAAUACGAACUUUAAAGAUGACGGUUAUCAUUGUUGCUGUAUUCUUUAUUUGCUGGACACCAUAUUACGUAAUGAGUCUUUGGUAUUGGAUUGAUCGAAAUUCAGCAUAUAAAGUCGAUCAACGAAUCCAGAAAGGUCUCUUUCUAUUCGCAUGCACAAAUUCCUGCAUGAAUCCUAUUGUUUAUGGUGCAUUUAAUAUUAGAAAUCGUAAUAAGACAUCUGUAAGACUAACUACUAUAGAAACUCGAGUCACUCCAUUGUCACUGUCACUCAAGCUUCUUGAUUAACGUUUACUUUUCUGUAAGAGAUGUUAAUUAGAAUUGUAAGUUAAGUCUAGUCCUCAA
Bombus pyrosoma is the source of this 2228-nucleotide messenger RNA. It is a transcript of the gene AkhR, whose product is annotated as gonadotropin-releasing hormone II receptor. The transcript has 9 exons. Bases 1128 to 2171 code for a protein of 347 amino acids. Gene Ontology annotation, molecular function: peptide binding; vasopressin receptor activity; adipokinetic hormone receptor activity. Gene Ontology annotation, biological process: G protein-coupled receptor signaling pathway. The record is from RefSeq and is a predicted model, not a curated record. Gene Ontology annotation, cellular component: membrane. NCBI's taxonomy places the organism in Eukaryota, Metazoa, Arthropoda, Insecta, Hymenoptera, Apidae.